AUGGUUGUCCUCAGUCGUGGCCCCCUCAACACGGGAGCAGUCGUGGCACCCUCAACACGGGAGCAGCCGUGGCACCCUCAACACGGGAGCAGCCAUGGCACCCUCAACACGGGAGCAGCCAUGGCACCCUCAACACGGGAGCAGUCGUGGCACCCUCAACACGGGAGCAGUCGUGGCACCCUCAACACGGGAGCAGCCAUGGCACCCUCAACACGGGAGCAGCCGUGGCACCCUCAACACGGGAGCAGCCGUGGCACCCUCAACACGGGAGCAGCCGUGGCACCCUCAACACGGGAGCAGCCAUGGCACCCUCAACACGGGAGCAGUCGUGGCACCCUCAACACGGGAGCAGCCAUGGCACCCUCAACACGGGAGCAGCCAUGGCACCCUCAACACGGGAGCAGCCAUGGCACCCUCAACACGGGAGCAGCCAUGGCACCCUCAACACGGGAGCAGCCAUGGCACCCUCAACACGGGAGCAGCCAUGGCACCCUCAACACGGGAGCAGCCGUGGCACCCUCAACACGGGAGCAGUCGUGGCACCCUCAACACUGGAGCAGCCGUGACACCCUCAACACUGGAGCAGUCGUGGCACCCUCAACCACCCGCCUGGCACCCGUGGCACCCGCCUGGCGUCUGUGA
This is a messenger RNA of Procambarus clarkii (red swamp crayfish), 642 nucleotides long. The record is from RefSeq and is a predicted model, not a curated record. NCBI's taxonomy places the organism in Eukaryota, Metazoa, Arthropoda, Malacostraca, Decapoda, Cambaridae.